AUGACGAACGCUGGCGACGUUUUGGAGUUCUGCGGCCGGGUGGUCGUUUUCCUAUUGGAAAUAGUGCUCCGCUAUUCUAUUAAUGGCAUCAGUUUUGCUCAUAAAACAUUCCCUCAGGCUACCACAACCAUUUUAGUGCUUCUUGGGUCAUACUUGGCAUAUAGGUUUAUUAAGCGAGUCAUACGAAUUUGGUUCAAUUUCAUCAUUUCAACAAUAAAAACAAUAUUUACUCUCUUGUUCGUCGGAGUUUUGUUCGCAAUCUACAUCAGAGGCUUUCACCGUUUCUUCACCAAAGAUAUAUACUUCAUUGGAGAUAUGUUCAAGCUGGCAGCUCAAGACAACUUCGACUACAAAAAAACUGGCUACAACUAUGCCUACAAAAUGUUUGAUGGAGGUCAUUAUGAUUUUCUUCGGCGUGGAGCCAAGACCUUGUUUGGGAAGGAAGAUGUAACGGUGGAGGAGUUUAAUAACUUGAAAGAUGAGGCUCUGGAGUUCUUUGCAGAGAACGUUGACGGGGUUAAGGAUUUUUUAAGGAACAAUGGGCUCAACUUUGAAGUGAAUGCCAACCAGAUUAAUGACUUCUUGCACAACAUCAGGUUUUAG
Messenger RNA from Sungouiella intermedia, 603 nucleotides. Lineage: Eukaryota; Fungi; Ascomycota; Pichiomycetes; Serinales; Metschnikowiaceae. The record is from the annotation of a GenBank genome assembly.